Molecule: messenger RNA, 2320 nt
Organism: Corylus avellana
Lineage: Eukaryota; Viridiplantae; Streptophyta; Magnoliopsida; Fagales; Betulaceae
Product: geraniol 8-hydroxylase
Molecular function (GO): heme binding; iron ion binding; monooxygenase activity
Source: RefSeq, a predicted model, not a curated record
UCUUACUUUCCUGUUUGUUUGUCAAGAAAAUUUCUUUCCCUUUCCUAUUCUUCCUUGGACCAACAUUUCUUAGCACAGAGGGAGAUAUGGAAACCCACUUCUUCCUGCUGUGCAUUACCCUCUUGUUCUUCUUCUUCCUCCGAUGGUUUCUCCGCAAAUCUCACACCAAAAAGCUUCCACCAGGCCCAACUGGCCUCCCAAUCAUUGGCAAUCUCCUCCAACUAGGCCCCAGCCCCCAUGAGACCCUCUCCGCCAUGGCCAAGAUCUACGGGCCCCUCAUGUCCCUCCGCCUUGGCUCCAUCACCACCGUCGUCGCCUCCUCCCCGGACGCCGCCAAAGAAAUCCUCCAAACCCAUGACAAAACUUUCGCCAACCGCCCCAUCCCUGAUUCCGUUGCUGCCCAACCCCAUCCCGAAGACACCCUCGCCUGGGUCCCCGGAGACCACCGGUGGCGCAACCGCAGGCGCGUAUGCACCACCCAAAUGUUCACGGCCCAGCGCCUCGACUUCCUCCAACACCUCCGCCAUCGGAAAGUCCACCAGCUGCUGGCGCACUUACAAAAGCACUGCGACGCCGGCACGGCAGUCGACGUAGGCUCGCUCGCCUUCGCCACCACGUUGAAUCUAAUGUCGAACACGAUCUUCUCCGUCGACUUAGUCGACCCGGAGUUCGCGACGGCUCAGGAGUUCAAGGAGCUGGUCUGGAGGAUCAUGGAGGACGCCGGGAAGGCGAACGUUUCGGACUACUUUCCAGUGGUAAGGAGGUUUGAUUUGCAGGGAGUGAGGCGGCAUGUAGAGGUUUCGUACCUGAGGCUGCAUGAGAUAUUCGAUGAGAUCAUAGCGGAGCGAUUGAAAGUAAGAACGGCGUCGGAUGAGAGCAAGAGGCAUGGUGAUUUCUUGGACGUACUUCUUGAUCGGUGCCAAGAAGAUGCCUCCGACUUCACUGUUGAAAAUAUCAAACCAUUGAUUCUGGAUUUGUUUAUAGCCGGAAGUGAUACAUCCGGAUCAACUACAGAGUGGGCAAUGGCGGAGCUCCUCCACAACCCUGAAACACUGCAAAAGGCGAGAAAUGAACUUCUUCAAGUGAUUGGCCCACAAGGGGAGAUCAAAGAAUCAGACAUUGAUCGACUUUCAUAUAUCCAUGCAAUCGUGAAGGAGACCUUGCGCCUUCACCCGCCAGUGCCGCUUCUCUUGCCUUACAUAGCAGCAAACGACGCACAAGUUUGCGGUUACACCAUUUUCAAAGAAAACCAAGUUCUCAUAAAUGCAUGGUCUAUCAGCAGAGAUCCGCAGUACUGGGCUGAUCCGCUGUCGUUUAAGCCUGAACGAUUCCUGGGAUCCAAUGUCGUCGAUUUCAAAGGCCGGGAUUUCGAGUAUAUACCAUUUGGAGCUGGCCGGAGGAUUUGCCCCGGCUUGCCGCUGGCUCAUAGAAUGGUUAACUUGAUGCUGGCUUCCGUUUUACAUGCCUUCAACUGGAAGCUUCCCAUGGGAAUCACCCCAGAGAAGCUUGACAUGUCUGAGCAAUAUGGAAUCACGUUGAAGAAGGCAGUUUCUCUAUGUGCCAUUCCCUACAUAGAAGAAAAAAAAUAAAAAAUGUUUUAAAGGGGUAUGACCGUAAUAUAAGCAGUUUUGCAAUCAUAACUUCCAAGUUUAAAAAUUUGCAGUAGUGUCGUGUAUAUAUAUAUAUAUAUAUAUAAAAAUAUGUUGGACUCGGAACAGGAUUCUCUCUAUUUUAUUUGAACUAAUUAUAAUAUCUAGUUAGUUAUAUAGGAGGGUACUUUUGUCUUUUCAAUUUUUUGAGGGAAUAAAAAUAUCUCUCUACUAUAACUAACUGAAUAUUCUCCGGUUCAAAUGAAAUUGAGAGGAUCCUAAUUCCUUGUACUCACCCUCGACUUGGUAGUGGGUCACUAGAACUUUCAAUUUGUUUUUUUUUUUGUUUUUUUUUUUAAAAAAAAAUGAUGAAAUUAAAAGGGGCUGAAAUAUGAAAUAUCGACAUUGCAAAAUUUUAAACUUUAGGGCUACGAUUGCAAAAUCGCUUAUAUUUCGGUGGGUGUAAGUGAAGUUUCUCCUAUAAUCUCUUUGAAGUUUAAUAAUGUGUUUAUCAUUUUCCUUUUAUCUCUUUGGUGAACCGGUUAGGGUUUGUACGCAUCGUUGUUCCACUUUGUUACUUUUGUUGUAAAUAUUGGUGAGACAUUACUUUUCUUAGUAUAUAUCUUCCUCAAAGGUAUCCUUUGUGUGCGCCUAUAAAAGAGAUAUGGACACCUUAAACAUUGUACUAUUAUCUUGAUAAGUAGAUAAAAGCUUGUGUGCUUAAUGAUGCU